ACACCGUACUUUUCCUUCCCAUUCCCCGGACCUCCUAUUCCCUCUCCUUCUCCUCCUCCUCUGAACUGGCUGGCGGGGAAGUGACCGUGGAGGGAGGCAGGGAGGGAGAGAGGAGGCGUGGUGGUGCCGAGAGAGGGAGAGAGAGAGAGGCAGGCAGAGCCCCUCCCCUCUCUGACUCAGACUCAGUAGCCAGUUUCCCCGCAACUGUCCGGCUGUCUGAAGCUGACUCCACGCUCCUCCCUUGCCGCCGCCGCCGCCGCCGCCCCUUGCCGCCCUGUCUCCGUCGCCGCCCCUGGCAAGGCCGCCCCCGCCCCCCUGGCCCUCCGCCGCCGCCCCUGCUCGCGCCAAACACGUCGCGGCGGAAUUUAUAAGCCGGUGUUUGUAAAUUGAGGAGAGUUGAAGUUUCCCGGACCUCGCUUGAAGGAGCUGGCGCCGGGCUGACGUCUCUCCCCUCUCUCCCUUCUCUCCUCUCUUUCUCCUGUUGUCUCCUUCUUCUCUCCUCCUGUUUCGUCUUCUUCCUCUUCCUCCUCCUCCCGUUGUCGCUCCUCCGCCGUGAGUUCCCGGUACCCGAGCGUGUGGCGUCGCGGAACUGCCCAAGACGGAUCACCACUUCGCUUCUUCACCGCCUUCGCCGCCGCCGUCAAGUUCCCGCCGCAGCCCCUCACGCCGCAGGGACCCACUCCUCCACCUCAGUCCAGAACUGAAAUUGGAGGCAUGUGACAAUUAGAGAACCAGGAAAUGAAGAAGAAACCAGCCCAACCCAACUUAAACUAGCCCAACGAACCUCUCUCCAGCCCAACGAGCCAAAAAGAAUUUAACUCCAUAUCAAAGGAUUUUAAGAGGGUUUACGAACACCCUAGCCUCGUUUAGAACCUCAAAAAGCCCUUUACAAGCCUUCACAACAUAUCAGGAGGGCGAGAAACCUUUAAUAUGUGGAAGGAAAAGCAUUGAAACCUGAGUGAGAGAGUUUAGAGGAAGUGAAGGUGAGACAAAGGGAUGUAAUGCUAUCUAGUGAAGAGAAAACAAAUGAGCAACGCUAACGCCAUCUAGGGAGCAAAAUCAGACCUAUACAAAGGGAGAGACGAACCUGAAACGACAUUUAGUGAGCGAAAACCCAAAUAAACAAAGCGAACGACAUCUAGUGAGAAAGAAAGCAACUAAACACGAGACCAGCGACAUCUAGUGACGCAAACACAACGUAAACAAAGGAAGGGACGGGGCAAAAACGACAUCUAGUGAGCGAAAACCCAAAUAAACACAGCGAACGCCAUCUAGUGAGAAAGAAAGCAACUAAACACGAAACCAGCGACAUCUAGUGACCUAAACCCAACGUAAACAAAGGAAGGAACGGGGCAGAAACGACAUCUAGUGAGUAAAAACCCAAAAUAAGGAACGUAAACAGCAUCCAGUGUAGAAAAUAAUCAUCAAAAACAAAGUCGACGCCAUCUAGUGAGGGAAAAAGGAAAUAAACACAACGCCAACGCCAUCUAGUGACCAUAAAACACAACUAAACAAAGACAAUGAAAAGUGAAACGAUGCCGAACCUCACAAGACAAACUGGUGACAUCUGCAUCAGCUUGACCCCCUCCUCCUCCUCCUCCUCCUCCUCCUCCUCACCAAGCCCAACCAGAGGGGGUGAAAUGGGGUCACACGAGGCGGUCUUGGGGUCAAAGGUCAUGCACUGCCGCUCCCGCCGCCGCCCCCCGCGCCCUGACCAGCCGACCCCACGCCUGCCCUGGGUCACACGCCUCGCCCUGGUGACCCUGGCGUGUGUGAUGGCGCCCACCCACGCCACGGACGCAGGCCCCACCCUUGAGGAGUCGCUUCCCCACUUCCUGGAGCCCAUCCCCAACAAGACGGUGGUGCUGGGGCGGGACGUAAUCCUCCCUUGCUCCGUGGACAAUCUCAAGGGCUUCAAGCAUCCUUCUCCCUCUCAACAGGUCGCAUGGAUCUUCGUGGAGACGCAGACGAUCCUCACCAUCCACCACACCAUCAUCACGAAGAACCCUCGCUUCUCGCUGGCCCGGAAUGACCACAAACACUGGUACCUCAAGAUCUCCGACGUGAGGCCCAGCGACCGCGGGCUGUACAUGUGCCAGGUGAACUCCGACCCCAUGAUGAGCCAAGUGGGCUUCCUCGACGUGCAAGUGCCCCCGGACAUCAUCGACGAGGAGAGCAGCUCGGAGGUGGUGGUGAAGGAGGGCCAGGACGUGACGCUUGAGUGCCGGGCGCGCGGGUCCCCGAAGCCCGUGAUAUCGUGGAAGCGAGAGGACGGCGGGAAGAUCGACGUGAGCAAUGGAAUCAACUUGAAGGUGACGGACUCAGAGGUGUUGCAUAUUCCCACCGUGUCCCGUCUGCACAUGGGGGCCUACCUCUGCAUCGCCUCCAACGACGUGCCGCCCUCCGUGUCCAAGCGCAUACUACUGAAGGUCCAGUUCCAGCCAGUGUUGUGGAUCCCGAAUCAGCUGGUGGGCGUGGCGCGCGGCAUGGAUGUGACGCUGGAAUGCCACACGGAGGCCUUCCCGCGCUCCAUAAACUACUGGACAGACGAGAAGGGCCAGAUGAUCCUCUCCAGCGGGCGCUUUGAUACCAUCGUGGCGGAGAACGGCUACAAGGCUUACAUGCGACUCAAGAUCAAGAACAUUCAGGCGGAGGACUUCAUGUCAUACGGCUGCUACGCCAAAAACUCCUUCGGCGAGACCAACGGAAACGUGAAGGUGUACGAAAUCCCUCGUCAGCUGCUGGUCAACUACCCCGAGCCGAAGGAGCCGGAGGAGGAGGAGGAGGAGGCGGAGGAGCGGGAGGGAGAGGAGAGGAGGAGCCACACGGAGGAGGGAGAGGAGGGGGAGGAGAGGCACAAGGACACAAGAGGGGAACCGAAGAGAGAAAACCAUACGAGAACUUUUGGACGUAAGGGGGGAGGCGACGGACGGAGCGACAGACGGAGGGGAGGAGGAGGAGGACAGGACGACCCACGACACGACAACGACGACCACGACGACGAAGACGAAGACGAAGACUACAUCGUGUCCACCAUGACGCCGGACGGGGUGAUAGAAUUUGACGUACAGAGACUCUUGGGCAAAAACAAGAGGAAAAAAGCUAACGCAGAGGGGAAGGAGGCGAAGAAGAACACAGGCCUACGCUACGGCUCCCCCUCCCUCGGGCUCUUCCCUUCAUCCGCCUCCACACACCACCCGCCUCCCCUCCUCCCCCUCCUCUUCCUACUCCUCCCCUUCUUGUGGUGGGGGAUGGAGGUGUGACGUGAGAGGAACUAUGAACAAUUCCCCAUAUUUGUGAUACAGUGAACUCCCCUCUCCCCUCCCUUCUCCCCUUCCCCUCAUCAUACCUUUCUCCCCUCCCCACCUCCUUGCCCUCCCUCAUUACCCAAGGCUUUGUUACCCAUUCAAGAGGGUUGGUAAGGGGUGAAAAAGGCUGGGGAGGGGAGAAUAAGGGAUAUGGGAAGAGGUGAUUGCUCCCCAUCUCCCCUCUCCCUCUCUCUCUCGUUGAUGUCGCGAGCUCUCAACCCUGCCGUGUGUUGAAGCCAGAUAUGAUAGACUUUAUUAUAUGUCUGUAAAAAGCUGUUUGUUUACGUGUGUGUGUGUGUGUGUGUGUGUGUGUGUGUGUGUGUGUGUGUGUGUGUGUGUGUUCCGAUGUAAUAGUAUUUUUUAAAGAUUUUUUUCAGUAGUUUUUGGGGUAUAUUUGACAAGCUGUGAAUAUAUAUCGCACCCAUUUUGUUUUCCUUAAGAUAGAUUAAUAUUUUUUGUCUAUUUAGAGUUAGUUAUAUUAAAGAGUCCAAUGAUAUAUUUUUAAGCACUGUAUUUUGCCUUAUAUUCUUCUUUUUUUUUUUAGAAGAUAUAUUUGUUUUCCUUACUUUUUCGUUGUUAUCAUCAUUAUUAUCGUACGGCUUACAACUUUUGCUUCCUUCCUUUCUUUUCCUAUUUUUUCUCUUCCAUAUUUUUCGUUUUCUUUGUCACACAAUAUCUUUUUCCGAUCCUUUUGGCUUCCUUCCCUUCCUAUACAUACUAUUUCUUGCACUGGCUCGUUUAUAUGCUCUCUCUCUCUCUCUCUCUCUCUCUCUCUCUCUCUCUCUCUCUCUCUCUGUUCUUUCCACUUUUUCCUUCAUUGUUUUCCGUUCUUGUUUUUCUCUUCAUUUUUUUCUUGUACUUUUCAUCCAAUUUCCAUUUUUUUUUCUUUUCUGCUAUUUCCGUUUCCUCCAAUUUUCUAUUAUUUCUUUUCUUCAUAUUUUUCUUUUUUUAUAUAUUUUUGUUGUAGGAUAUUGAGCUGUGUGUGUGUGUGUGUGUGUGUGUGUGUGUGUGUGUGUGUGUGUGUUUUAUCUGUUAUGUAUAAAAAAAUAAUAUAUAGUGCCCUUGUCCACCACAAACUCCCAUUCUAUGUACGUAGUCACACACACACACACACACACACACAGUCCCAGUAUCUCGUUGUGGUGUGUCAGUGUUAUAAUAAAUUUCGAAACAUCAUACAAGAGGUCCGGAUAAGAGAAGGAUUCGGAUAAAAGAGAUUCGGAUAAACGAGAAGUCCGGAUAAGCGAGGGAUUCGGAUUAGCGAGAGGUUCGGUUAAGAAGACAGUCGUAACUUUGCUGUGAUAAUAAAAGAGUUCCGGAUCUGUUCUUUGCGAGAAUAUAUAUAUAAAAAAAAAAUAAUAGUCGAAUUAUUUAAGGAAGAAUUCGGAAAGUUUUGAAAAUGAAAAAAAAAGUGGUGAAACGGAGAUGAGAGAAGACGAGAAAUGAGAAAAGAAUGAGAAAAGAAUGAGAAGAAUGAGAACAGAAUGAAAAGAAUGAGAAAAGAAUGAGAAGAGAAUGAGAAGAAUGAGAACAGAAUGAAAAGAAUGAAAAAAGAAUGAGCAGAGAAUGAGAAAAGAAUGAGAAGAAUGAGAAGAAUGAGAAAAGAAUGAAAAGAAUGAGAAAAAAAUGAAAAGAAUGAAAAAAGAAUGAGAAGAGAAUGAGAAGAAUGAGAAGAAUGAGAAAAGAAUGAAAAGAAUGAGAAAAGAAUGAAAAGAAUAAGAAAAGAAUGAGAAAAAUGAGAAAAGAAUGAGAAAAGAAAGAAAAGAAUGAGAAGAAUAUGAAGAAUAAGAAAAGAAUGAGAAAAGAAUGAGAAGAAUGAGAAAAGAAUGAGAAGAAUGAGAAAAGAAGGAGAAUAAUGAGAAAAGAAUGAGAAGAAUGAGAAAGGAAUGAGAAGAAUGAGAAUAAUGAGAAAAGAAUGAGAAGAAUGAGAAAAGAAUGAGAAAAGAAUGAGAAGAAUGAGAAGAAUGAGAAAAGAAUGAGAAGAAUGAGAAAAGAAUAAGAAUGAGAAAAGAAUGAGAAGAAUGAGAAAAGAAUGAGAAGAAUGAAAGAAUGAGAAAAGAAUGAGAAGAAUGAGAAAAGAAUGAGAAGAAUGAGAAAAGAAUGAGAAGAAUGAAAAGAAUGAGAAAAGAAUGAGAAGAAUGAGAAAAGAAUGAGAAGAAUGAGAAAAGAAUGAGAAGAAUGAGAAGAAUGAGAAAAGAAUGAGAAGAAUGAGAAAAGAAUGAGAAAUGAUUGAGAAAAGAAUGAGAAAUGAGAAAAGAAAUGAGAAAAGAAAAAAAAACGAAAAUGUAAUUAGAUAUAUUUUAACACAAAGAAACAGAAGUGCCGUGGAAAAUGAAAUAUAAAAAAAAUGAAGAAAGUGAAGUGAAGAAGACAACAAAGAAAGUGGUGAUAUUUGAUAAGACAAGAUAUAUUUAAAGUGAAGAAAUAAUAUUAACAGAUAAAGGAGUUCACGAAUACGACAAAUAACAAAACAGUGAAAGAAAAAGAAAAAAAAAAUUAAGUUUGGAAGAGAAAGAUAGAGAAGAAAAUACUAAAGAAUAUAUACAUUAGAAAGCUAGUGAAGAAAAUGUAAUAAUAUCAAUAAUAGGCAAAUAAGUUCAGAAAUACGAUAAAUAAUAAAAUAAAGUGAGGCGAAAAGAAAGGAAAGAAAAAGAAAAAAAUAUAUCAAUGUUUAUGUAUACGAUUAACACAAACAUCCGGAACUUGUGCUGGUAACCGGACGUCGGAUUCGGAUACGGAUAAGCGAGUAACGUGAAGUGAAGGCGUGUGUGUGUGUGUGUGUGUGUGUGUGUGUGUGUGUGUGUGUGUAUGUGUGUGUGUGCGUGUGUGUGUACGUAUAUCUGUGUGUACAUAAACUUAACUCUACGUCUAUUGCUGUUCUUUUACGUACACACACAAACAUAAAAAAAAGAAAAAAAAUAUAUAUGAAAAACUUGCUUCCAUUGCUAGGUCGCCUUUGUCUAUAUAAAACAAAUAUAAAUCAGUGUUGCCACCUAAAAAUAAUAACCAUAACAAGAAAAAAAGGUGUUUAAACUGUGUCAACUUGGUAACAGUGUGUGUGUGUGUGUGUGUGUGUGUGUGUGUGUGUGUGUGUGUGUGUGUGUGUGUGUGUGUGUGUGUGUGUGUGAUAAAAUAACGAUAGCUUGGUGGUGUUGAAACCUUAGUGGGAAGGAAAAGAAAAUUAAUAAGAUUGUAUAAAAAAAAGAUAGACAAGACAUCAAUUCGUAUCUUACAUAAACAUCUGAUAGUCAACACACACACACACACACACACACACACACACACACACACACACACGCACACGUAA
This is a messenger RNA of Eriocheir sinensis (Chinese mitten crab), 6615 nucleotides long. Its product is annotated as lachesin-like. The transcript is spliced from 11 exons. The record is from RefSeq and is a predicted model, not a curated record. Gene Ontology annotation, cellular component: neuron projection. NCBI's taxonomy places the organism in Eukaryota, Metazoa, Arthropoda, Malacostraca, Decapoda, Varunidae. The coding region runs from base 1521 to 3263 and encodes 580 amino acids.